ACAUUGCCCUAUUCAGCAUUAACCUCGGCGUCUCUGGAAAGGCUCUUCUGUUGUAAACUCCGCAGACGACAGAAAGGGGGGAAGUGGGAAAGCGCAGAGCCUCCUGCAGCCCAAAAUGGAGCUGCUGGCAGCUACUGUGUUUCUUACAGUGUUCCUCUGUUCUAGCGCCCAAAGCCCGCCUGUUGUGGCUUCUGCGGACUGCAAGGAUGCAGAAAUAGAAAAGGACGCAGGGACGGCCCUCGACUUGAUCAAUAAGCAUCGCAGGGAAGGCUACAUUUUCACUCUGUUGCGUGUUGCCGAUGCUCAUGUACAACAUGUGGGCAAUGCCUCCAUCCUGUACUUCACUCUAGACGUAUUGGACACAGAAUGUCCUGUAUUAUCCAGGAAAAACUGGUCAUCUUGCGGGCACAGGAUUUUCUACCCAAGCACGGAAUUUGGGCAAUGCAAAGCUGUUUUGUACAAAAACCUAUUAUUCAAAAAAGAGGAACUGUUUGGAUACAACUGCACCAUAAGCCCAGUUCCACAACAUUUGUACAAGUGCAAAGACUGUCCGGUAAGGGUAACCCCCUUGCUAGAUGCUGAAAAGUACAUAGAAGAAGCCCAGAAGAUCUUGGAAAAAUAUAACCAGGAAUCCAAUGAGACACACAACUUCAGGGUGAAGAAAGUCAUAAAAGCUUUUAGUGUGAUAGGAUCUCGAAAAGGAUACUAUGUUGAAUUUAUUAUAAUGGAAGCUGACAAUCCCGAAGCUGGUUUCCCAAAAAAUGAGUCAAAAUUGAAGUUUCACUCUAAAAGACAUGGGCACAUGGGAUUCUGCACAGGAAGAGUAAUUCAAGAUCCUGAAGUGGUUGGAGCAGAUUCCUGUGUAAUUUUUGAUAUUCCUCAUGGCAAGCAUCCCUUCCACCACCAUCACCACUGUCACAAUGAUUCAGAAGAAUUCUAUCAUCGUUGCGAUGUGCCUGCGCAUGAAUGUGACCGUCCACCUCCUGGUCCACCACAUAGGGAUCAUCAUCAUCACCAUCGACCCCACCAUCACCAUGACCAUCACCCCCACCAUCACCGUCGCCAUCGCCAUCACCAUCCUCGUGAUGAUUCAAGAGAAUUCUUUAACCGUUGCAAUGUGUCUGGGCAAGAAGGUGGACCUCCACCUCCUGGUCCACCACACAGGGACCAUGAUCACCAUCAUCACCACCACCAUCCUCCUGCCCACUGCCAUCAUUGUGGGCCUCCUUGCCCUCCUGAUGGCCCCUGCAAUCACCCACGACCACCUCAUUUUCACAGACAUGGUCCCCACCGCCAACACCACCAUCACGAUCACAGGUGUAGCAACAAUGCGGACGGACAAGGAGGUUUUUCUUCUGAAGACGGUGGUUCACUGAGGCACCACCACUCUUUCCACCACGGUGAUGGUGAUUCAGUACACUACAUUCCAGUCUUGAGUCAGAAUGAUGUCCUUCAAACUCCUGGGGCCAGCUUCCUUGACCGUCAUCCGUAUGGUCCACAUAGAGGGCCCAAGGAACGGGUUUCUCCUUGCAGACACGCACACGGAAAGCCCGUUGUUCAGCCUUUCCCAGAAAUUCCUUCAGAAUCAAAAUUAUGCCCAGGGAAUAUCAAAUCGGAACCACCAACAGGCUUGUUGUUAUUAUAUCCAUCACAAUCUAAACACUGAAAUUUCCUUUAAAUGGUGCGUUUAUCUUCAGUGAAAGGGCUAUAUCCAACUAUUAGUGCCAACCAGAGUAGACUCCUUGGGUGAGCAGGGCUUGUUAACUUCUAUGUAAGUCCCACUGAUCCAGUGGAUCUACUAUGGGUGGUGCUGACUAUUGGAUUUAGCCCAACGUACCUUCAGUUUGCUUUAAAGAAUCAUUUCAUUGGCUUCAACUGCAUGGCACACUUCCUGUAAGCUGUAACCUUCUUCCUCUCCUUCCUGUCCUACCAGAGUUUGAGCAGUAUUAUAAUUAUUUUGACUCUGGAUGCAACAGUUCUAAAUAAUGAUGUUAUGUAUCAAAACCGUUCUCUUAAGAUUUCUCAGCCAAAAGAUAGAACUAGGGUGAAUCAUCUUGGGGUUUGACCAAGGGUGCUGAAAUGCAAGGGAUACAACAUGUGCCACUGGAAGGGUGUAAACUGACCUCUUGACAUUUGAUGCUGGAUGGAUACAAACCUACCGGCCCUAGGCACAGAUGCUGCCU
Pogona vitticeps (central bearded dragon) is the source of this 2183-nucleotide messenger RNA. RefSeq names its product histidine rich glycoprotein (gene HRG). NCBI's taxonomy places the organism in Eukaryota, Metazoa, Chordata, Lepidosauria, Squamata, Agamidae. Gene Ontology annotation, molecular function: zinc ion binding; cysteine-type endopeptidase inhibitor activity; heparin binding. Gene Ontology annotation, cellular component: extracellular region; blood microparticle. The record is from RefSeq and is a predicted model, not a curated record. Gene Ontology annotation, biological process: negative regulation of endopeptidase activity; regulation of platelet activation; negative regulation of fibrinolysis.